This is a messenger RNA of Talaromyces amestolkiae, 1920 nucleotides long. RefSeq lists its product as uncharacterized. Gene Ontology annotation, biological process: homocysteine metabolic process. Gene Ontology annotation, molecular function: flavin adenine dinucleotide binding; FMN binding; [methionine synthase] reductase (NADPH) activity. The record is from RefSeq and is a predicted model, not a curated record. The transcript is spliced from 2 exons. NCBI's taxonomy places the organism in Eukaryota, Fungi, Ascomycota, Eurotiomycetes, Eurotiales, Trichocomaceae. Bases 1 to 1920 code for a protein of 639 amino acids. Gene Ontology annotation, cellular component: cytosol.
AUGCCGGCAGCAAUUGCGCCUCUCGCUACCAAAGCGGGCAUACCCACCACAUCGACGUCACACCCCGAUAAUCCUAUACCCGAAGAACCUCGCAACAUCCCUCAUGUAUCAACUGGACAAAUCAUUCCAAAUAUAAUUCAAGACUCUCACUCGACUGCCUCGAAUCAGUCAAUUUCCGCGCCGUCGGAAAGCGACUCGGAUACCGCCGAAACUCCUACCACGGAACAUUCCGACGACGGGAAUGGCCAAUUCGAUGGUGUCGCUCUAAAGAAACCAAAAGCGACAAGAGCGCGCCGUGCGUCGACGGCGCUUAUAUCAGAGAGUUCCGAGGAUGUGCAGAGGAUACUUGGCAACAUCGGCGCCGGAGGAACACAGUUGGUUGAAAAAGUCUGCUGCGGUGGUGGAUGUUGUCUGUCGCAGCCAUUAUCACGAGCUGAAAGAGUUGUCUUGAAUCCAAUCAAGACGCCAGAUAACCCGGCGUAUCGCAGCUUGAAUUUGAAGAUUCGCACUCUUGCGCUAGAUAGCGAAUUGACUAACAUCGUUCCCCUGCCGGAAAAGACGGUCUCUUUUGGCCCUCUUUCGUCGGAUCUGGUGGAUGUCCAAUUAGGACCGAAGGAUCAUCCUCCCAAAUUUGUUCAGCCUCAUCCUCCGUACGAUGUUUUCCGUGCGCCGUUGCAUCAUGCGCGAGAACUUACAAAGGCUGGCGCAGAAAAGCGCACGUAUCACUUUGAUAUUGACGUGACCGAUUACCCGGUUGAAGGCGGAGAUGUUGAUUUUGUUGUUGGAGGUGCGAUUGGAGUUUGUCCGAUGAACAGCGACGAUGCAGUGGACAGCGUAUUGAAUUGUCUCGGAAUUCCUAAGCCUAUUCGCGACAAGAAAAUCAUGGUGCGCACUACUACCGGGCGCUGGCCGACCAUCUGGGGCGAUGAGAAAGCCCGAGAGUUGGUCACUACACGUCGGGAGUUGCUCAAAUGGUGUUCUGACAUCCAAAGCUAUCCUCCCACCAAGCAGCUACUCCGCGUCUUGGCUGAAUAUGCGUCUGAUCCUCAUGAGAAGAAGAUCCUUACUUUCCUGUGCUCUGCUCAAGGUCAGAGUGUUUUCUGCGACCUCCGAACUGGAGUCCAUAUUUCCAUCGAGCAACUUUUACAAGCUUUCCCUUCGAGUCUUCCACCUCUCGACUACCUUCUUUCCGUCCUCGGGACGCUCAUGCCACGCUUCUACUCACUUUCUCAAGACCCGACAAUUUCGUGCACCACUCGCGGUGGAGACUGCCGACGCAUCGUCGAAAUUGCCGUCACUGUCCACGAAAGCAACGAUUGGAAGCGCGGAACAAGAAGCGGCGUUGGUUCCGGAUUCCUGCAAAGUCUAGCCGAUCAAGUCAUCGCCGCCGAACAACAGGGCAUCGACCCCAAAACCCUCGACCUGCACGUCCCCAUGUUCCGCGGUCUCAUGGCCAACCCUCUCGCUCGCGAAUUCGUUCUAGACGGACCCAUGCUCUUAAUAGGUGCCGGCGUCGGCAUCGCCCCAUUCCGUGGCUUUGUGCAACGACGCCUCAAAUCCGCCAACUGCGCCAAUAAAGUCUGGGUUCUUCAGGGCGUCCGCGACUCAUUACUCGACGAGCUGUACAGCGGCGAAUGGGGCGUCCACGAAGAACAAGUGAAAAAGGUUGUCCAGAGCCGUAAGGGUGAAAGCCGUUAUGUGCAGGAAGAAGUUCGCCAUCAAGCUGAUUUGGUCUGGUUUGUGAUCAAUGCCCUUGAUGGACGCGUUUUUGUCUGCGGUAGUAGCAAAGGGAUGGGUGAGGGUGUGGAGGAGGCGCUGAUUGAGGUUGCUAUGGCCAAGGGUAAUCUGAACAGGGAGGAAGCGAAGGAGUUUUGGGGCCGGAAGAAGGAUGCUGGUCAAUAUAUCGCGGAAACGUGGUAA